AUGUCUUUAGUGCAUGGUCAGACGAACCUAAACGAAUCCAAAUAUCUUAUAGAAAGAACAUUUAGUUCUAGUUCAGAAAACGUUCCGUUAUCGAAGGAGGCAACAUAUCCCAUACCCAAUGCAUACAGUUUUUCUACAACUAGGAGCAACAGUGAGACAAACAUAAAAAGAGAGAAAGCACGCGGUUUCGUGGAAGAACCUGCCAUGAUCUCUAUGCUUCAUAAUUUGACCAUGUCCACGGGAAAUGGGAAGGGGAAUGAUACCAACUCUUUAACUUCGCACGAUGUGGACGUUGGUCCCUAUUGCCUUUUGUUGAGAAAUUUGCCAAAAGAUAUCACGCUAAGAGAAUGCUACUGUAUAUUUUCUUUAGCCACAGGAGUAUCAAGCAUAGAGCUUAAAAGGGAUGAUAGAGAACCCUCCAAUGAAAAUGAAAAAGUUGUGGUGGUGAAAUUUGGAUCACUGUCUUUAGUGACUCACUAUGCUAAUAUACUCAAUUCGAAGUCUGAAAUUUUUGGACCCAGUUUCCCCUUCCGGUCUCACAUUGACGUAGUGAACGAGCAGACGCAUCUUCCAGUGAGUUUUCAGGAGCAUGUUUUAGCUAGCACUACAAAUAGCUCUCCAAAGAAUUAUCAGUUAUCUUCCAGUGCGCAAAAUGAAAUUCAAAAUCAAACUUUUAGUACUAUACCAUAUGGGGGAUCUAGUUCCUCUCCAUUAGGACAGUCAGCGGCAAAGAUGAGGCCUUCGCUAUUGUCUGAAAGAUCCCUACGUUUUUCAUUCAAUGAUCCAUUCGGUUUGGAAACAGUCUCUCAGAGGAAAGAAUCUGUACCGUUUCUACGAAAUAGCAUCUCACAGCACGAUUUAUCAAAUGUAACCACAACACCAGGUUUACCAGGAAUGCCAUCCCAAAAGGACACUGGAAAGUCACUCUUGCUUCUGGAAAAGGAUGAAAUAAACGAAAGUAUUUGGAAUGGCGAUGAAUUAGCUAAUGAUGCUGGUGAUUCUUCCUUUAGUGCAUCUUUACAACAGCCUCCGAUGUCAUCAACUCCUGUGAUGGAGUGGAACGCUUCCUCAACUACUAAUAUUCCUUUUUUCCAAUUGUCGAACCAAGAAAACCAUCAGUCCAACUUAUUGCCGUCAUCGCAUCAUUCAAUUGGCCAGGACGUUCCUCAUAUACAAUCACAGCCAAAUUUGAAUAAUUCAGGAGUAAUACAUUCCGCCAACUCCUUACCGCAAUACCACUUACUGAACCAAAUUAAUGGUGCCACUAACCCGCAUGGUCUACAACAGCAUGUUUCUAAUAUUCCGUCUAAUUUGGAACUUAAAUUCCAAACUGAAAAUGGCCACAUACAAUCUUCAGCCUCAAAUGGUUCUUCGAUAUUUAACAAUCAAAAGGUAAACCAAGGUUUCUUAGUAAACGAACAAGAUAACAGUUUACUAUCGCGACACAAAGAGUGUUCUUCUUCUACAGCUUCAUCCUCUGCAUUUUCGAAAAACAACGAAUCAAAUGUGGCAGGUUCCACAACUAUUUCACAGGCUGACUUGUCAUUAUUAGCCAAAGUUCCACCACCGGCUAAUCCCGCAGAUCAAAACCCCCCUUGUAAUACUUUAUAUGUGGGCAACUUACCACCGGAUGCAACAGAACAAGAAUUAAGACAAUUAUUUUCUAAUCAACAGGGAUUUCGUAGGUUGUCCUUCAGAAAUAAAAUGAACUCUCAUGGGCACGGCAACGGCCAUGGCCACGGUCCAAUUUGUUUCGUGGAAUUUGAGGAUGUUAGCUUUGCCACUAGAGCGUUGGCUGAACUAUAUGGUAGUCAACUUCCUCACCCCCGCCCUUCGCUCAAUAACAAAGGAGGUAUUAGAUUAAGCUUUUCGAAAAAUCCAUUAGGCGUCAGAGGCUCAAACAGUAGGAGUAAAACCGGUUAUAGCUUUAAUGGAAAUCAUGGUAAGUCGUAA
Messenger RNA from Saccharomyces mikatae IFO 1815, 1953 nucleotides. It is a transcript of the gene WHI4, whose product is annotated as Whi4p. The record is from RefSeq and is a predicted model, not a curated record. Gene Ontology annotation, molecular function: mRNA binding. The transcript has a single exon. Lineage: Eukaryota; Fungi; Ascomycota; Saccharomycetes; Saccharomycetales; Saccharomycetaceae. Bases 1 to 1953 code for a protein of 650 amino acids.